Messenger RNA from Colletotrichum navitas, 2877 nucleotides. RefSeq names its product heterokaryon incompatibility protein. Bases 485 to 2836 code for a protein of 783 amino acids. The record is from RefSeq and is a predicted model, not a curated record. The transcript has a single exon. Lineage: Eukaryota; Fungi; Ascomycota; Sordariomycetes; Glomerellales; Glomerellaceae.
AAGCUUCUGGAGCUCCAAAAAAUUAUUGCAGCCUUUCGUGAUGUUCCCCGGGCACGGACCACUGAUAUGGCUUAUGUAAUUGAGGAGGGGUACUUUCCUAUCCCUGUCAGCCUCCCCACCUAAACCCAAACACAGAUUCAGCAUCAAAUAUGCGUGUUUGCAGCUUCGGUGGUUACGGCGCUGUGCGUAAUAACUAUGAUACAGCUACAAUGCUACUACGGAAGGAAGCAUGCGCGCUUCUGAGCGAGGACCCCGGUCUUCCAGUAUCUUUAAGUACUCCGACCAUGUCUUGCUUAACCAAGCUUGUGUUGGCUUGCGACUACCGUAUGCAUCUAGCACGCCAAUCAAUACCGCCCGGAGCUGCAGGCUGACAUAGUGUUUCUCUCGAACGCGGACGUCUGCCUAUUAGCCAUAUCAUCCUCUUCAACUCUUCUUGCUUUUUGUAGAUUUUACAUCACGCUCCAAUCCCACAACCUGACCAGUGAUGUCGGCCUUUCAGUAUGCCGAAGAGCUCAGAGGCUCUGAAAUCCGUCUUCUUCAACUUCAUCCCGGCGACUGGCUGGAAGGUCUGGAGGCAACGAUGUACGUGGCUGACAGAUCCGGGCAAUACACUGCCCUAUCCUACGCCUGGGGCAGCACCAGGGCUUCUAAUCAGAUCAUCGUCAGUGGCAAGGUCCACUACAUCACUUUCAACCUUGAUAGAGCCCUGCGCGCGGUUCGGCGACGGGCAGAACCCGUCGUUCUCUGGGUCGACUCGAUCUGUAUCAAUCAGUAUAACGCCGUGGAGAAGAGCUGUCAGGUUGGAUCGAUGCACGAUAUCUUCGGCCGGGCUACGGACGUGAUCGCCUACUUGGGCGACGGCUUGGACCGCAGCCUGAAAGAUUACCCACGUCGUUUUAAAAGGCUUGGCCAGGAUUCUCCAGUUCAUUUUUCUGGAACACGCAAAGACGAAGCCUUAGCUUAUCAAUACCUGGCCGAUAUUUGGAAGAAACUCCCCCCCGGAUCGAUGUCAGAGAACGACGAGAUUGUUUCUCUCUUCAGCUUCUUUGUAGCGUUCAGCUUUGAGAGCAUGAACGACAAUUUCCUCGACGAUCAUUUUACUUCGCUCACAACAAACCAUUCGAUCGAGGAUCAGCGAAUUCAGCUGAUAAUAGCCGAGAGGAUUCGCCUCUUCGCUACCAGUGACUGGUGGAACCGCAUGUGGGUUAUACAGGAAGCAUGCGUCGCCAAAAAUCUUACCAUUGCGUACGGACGUGUCACACUGCCAUUUACUUUCAUUGUCGACGCAACCGAGAACUUCCUGCAGCUAUCUUCGUUGCGGUCCAAGGAGUUGAACCAAGUCAUGUCCUACCUGGCGGAAAAAUUGUACGCCAUCGACACGAUGCGGUUCCCAGGCACCUUCAGGGACGCAGCACAUAUCACAACGACCAGUCCACUGCUGUGGCUGCUGAGAAAAUUCCGCAGCAGGAAGUCAUCCGAACCCAGAGACAAGGUCUUUGCUCUUCUCCAGCUUGCGCAAGACUUGAAGAAAGAGCGAGUUUUUCAACAUAGUGACGUCGGCAUCAAGGCCAACUACGAUACCUACACUAGCAGCAGCCUAUUCACGGAAGUGACCUAUGAAAUCAUUCUCCAGACCGGUCUCAUUUGGAUGGCAACGUUCGACCUACUUGCUAAAUCUCGCCGGGAUACUCCUUCCUGGGUGCCUGACUGGUCUUCAGACAACGUGGCACCAGGUUUUGAUCAGCGUCGCUUUCGUCUUCAUGGAGAGAUACCACUGCACUUCAACGCCAGUCGUGCCAUGUUCACAGAGUGUUCCGUCGAUCAAACUGCAUCCAGUGGUACAACGCUCGUGCCCCGACAGUAUAUCAAGCGUUUGGUAGCAACAGAGGACAGCCCACAUUGGAAGCCUGUUCACCUACUCCCCACUCUAGCAAGGUACAUCAAAAACUCACAAGAUCCAGAGGACCAGCACCCUCAGGCAUUGAUUCUGAAUGGCGUCAAAUGUGGCCUGGUAGAGACUGUCAGCGAAGUCAUCCUAAGCGAUCUUUCAAAUGUUGCCUCGGCCAUUGUGCAGAUUCGACCAAGCAAUGGGAUGCACAAAGUUUGGAAAAUAUACCGGCAAUCGUUUUUAGAUGUUAUUGCGACCUGUCUCUGUUAUUCUCUGCGAGUCUCCAAUGAAAACGGGGGUUGCUUACAUCCACUAGAGCCGGAACAGCGGCGGCGAGUCACAUCUUGGCUCCUGGAGAAGUACGAGCUUGGCUCCCUCAAGGAAGGAGGCUAUAAAGACAUGCCUAACGGCAAUACUGAAACUUUAGACUCAAAUCCUUUGACACAGACUUUGACUUUCGGGGGGGCGUCCGUCUGGGCUCCUGGAUCGCAAUCUUUGCUGGAUGAAACCGAAACGGCCCCGAAAGACCUCGAUUCACAGAAGCCCCUCGAAGUGGAGGAAAUCAGGUGGAUCGAAGAUACUGUGCGUACCAUGACGGCAGGUCACCGUUUGUUUAUUACCGAACUAGGUCAAGUCGGUGUUGGGCCGGAGAGCAUGUGUAUGGGGGACGAAGUUUACAUACUCGAAGGCGGUCUCAUGCCGUACAUCCUCCGGGGCUACACCGGUAGUCUAGAGUUUCUUCCCUAUCAAACCGGGAGGCUCGAUAACUUGGGCAACGUGAGACGGACGACGAUGGUAGGGAGCUGUUACGCUGAUGGUGCAAUGCGUUGGGGGCAUGAAGCAGAUCAGUGGGAAGAUGACCCGCGGGACAUUGAGCACUUGGACUCAAAGUUGCGAAGAAGAUUGUACAAUGGCAAGAUAUUAGAGGAGGGCCUUGCUAUCAUUUGAUAUACUUCAACUAUUUGAGCAACUAUCACUGAAUCAAAUAG